This is a messenger RNA of Xenopus tropicalis (tropical clawed frog), 1655 nucleotides long. RefSeq names its product cytochrome P450 family 2 subfamily J member 2 (gene cyp2j2). Lineage: Eukaryota; Metazoa; Chordata; Amphibia; Anura; Pipidae. The transcript has 9 exons. Bases 25 to 1482 code for a protein of 485 amino acids. Gene Ontology annotation, molecular function: oxidoreductase activity, acting on paired donors, with incorporation or reduction of molecular oxygen; heme binding; monooxygenase activity. Gene Ontology annotation, cellular component: membrane. The record is from RefSeq and is a predicted model, not a curated record.
AGAAGCUCAACAUAGGAGCCUGUCAUGGAGUUCAGCACUGCAGUUGUGUUCUGUUUGGCUCUAUUAUGCUUCAUGUACUGGAAGAAAUCUCGGCCAAAUAAUUUCCCUCCUGGUCCUCUAACUCUCCCCAUUAUAGGAAACCUGUUGCAGAUCAGCUUUUCCAGUUUCCUCAAGGAUCUGCAGAAGCUGUCUGAAGUAUAUGGACCAGUAUAUAGCAUAUACCUAGGAUUAACCCCUGCAGUGGUGGUUCGUGGAUUCAAAGAAGUUCUUGUGACCCAAGGCAUAGAAUUUGCAGACAGACCACAAAACAGACUUACAAAUCUUAUUUCCACUAACAAAGGUCUGGUGGCAGCUGCCUAUGGCCUUUCUUGGAAGGAGCACAGACGAUUCACCCUGUCCACACUACGGACUUUUGGCCUAGGCAAGAAGUCUAUGCAAGAGAAGAUUCUAGAAGAAAGUGAGCACCUUAUUUAUGAGCUCAAUAAUCACAAAGAUUCUCUCUUGGAACCACACUUUGUCCUUGAUAAUGCUGUAUCCAACAUUAUCUGCUCAGUUGUAUUUGGGAGGCGCUAUGACUACCAUGAUUCCACAUUACGCAAUGUACUUUACUAUGUGCAUGAAAAUAUGAAGCUGGCCUCAAGUAUCUGGGCACAGUUGUACAAUACAUUUGGCUUUAUCCAUUACCUGCCCCUGCCACACAGGAAAAUUUUUCAAAAUUUGGAGAUAAUUUUUGGAUUCCUAAGAAGCAUUUUGGAGGAACACAAAAGAUCCAGGCUACCUGGAGAGCCACGUGAUUUUAUUGAUUGUUACUUGGAGGAGUUGAGCAAGGAUAACCGAAAAACUACAUUCGGUGAAGACAGUCUGUUCUUCUGUGUGACAGAUCUGUUUGUGGCGGGGACAGAAACCACAUCUGCCAGCCUGCAGUGGGGUCUUCUUUACAUGAUAAUGUUCCCAGAAAUCCAAGAAAAGUGUCGUGAGGAAAUUGACAGAGUUCUUGGUACAAGAGACCAUCUAGAAUAUGAGGACAGAGAAAACAUGACAUAUACACAAGCUGUUUUGCAAGAGGUGCAGCGGUUUGCCUCAGUUGUACCUUUGGGAGUACCCCAUUCAACCAUAAAAGAUGUGCAGCUACAUGAUUUUACCAUUCCAAAGGGAACAUUAAUAAUCACGGACCUGUCUUCAGUCCAUUAUGAUGAGACACACUGGAAAUACCCUCAUGAGUUUAAUCCAGAAAACUUCUUGAAUGAGGAGGGGGAGCUGCUGAAAAUUGAAUCCUUCCUACCUUUCUCUGCAGGGCCGCGGGUUUGUCUUGGGGAAAAUCUUGCACGCAUGGAGAUUUUUCUCUUCUUUACAGCUAUGCUACAACAUUUUGAAUUCCACUUGCCAGAUCCUACAUGCCGUCCUGAUUUCACUCCAGUGUUCGGUUUAACUCAAGCCCCCAAACAAUUCAAAAUGAAGCUGGUGCCCCGCAGACAAACCUGAUCUGAAGACAGUCACACAGAAAAACAAGUUUCAAGUUUUAUUGUCAUAUACAAAUAACAAUGAAGCAUCAUUACUGUAAUGAAAUUUUUUGAACCCGUGUUCCUCCCAACUUUACAUAGACAAAAAAAAUACAAAUAUUUAAUAAAAGUGAGCAAUAAAGGUACAAGUAUUUA